CAAGCUGUAGCCAUCCGCUGGUUGCGUUGCUUUGAGGGGCUGACCAGGGAAAGCGUCUGUAGUAACGUAGAGCAGGAGACAGAGGAGAGCGAUCCAUCCUGGGGUACCUGUCCGCGGAGCCAUACUGCACUCAGACUCAUACGAAUAAAGAAUGACAGCUGGCUCAAUAUCGGUUCCACAGAUUAUACCGCUUCGUGUUCCACCCCCUGGUAGAAGCAAAUAUGAGAUUGACACCAACACAUCAAUCGAAAUUAAAUCAGAUUCCCGAGAUGUCACAAUAUUCUAUACAUUGGAUGGGAGCAAACCUGAUUUAUAUAAGAAAAUCGGCUUUGGAGAAAAUGCUACUUUGAAGUACAAAGGGCCAUUUACUUUGCCUGAUGGUAAAAUAACAGUGAAGGCAUUAGCUGCUACUAGGGAUGGCAGAGAAAGUGGGACUGUAACAAAAAUAUUCAUGGUGGAGUUUGUGCCACCCAUUAUAGAAUCAUCAGAUGAAGACAAUGAUGAAAACUUCCUGAAGGAUCUCUCUAAACAGGAUUUUGGAAUAAGCUUAACUUCUACAAAAACAAAAAAGAAAACUAGACCAUCCGAGAGAACGUCUGUUUGGGAUGAGACUGUGCAAACUAUGAAAGAUUCUGAGAUAGAUGGAAGAAACAGUCAUAGAUCUUUCAAGGAACCACGUUUCAUGAAUAGCCGCUUAGGAAAACCAAAUCCUGGAGAAGAGCCUGUGUCCUCACUACAGACCCAGAGAUCUCAGAUGAAUGGCUUUACAGAACCUAUUGUUGCAAAGAGUCUAACCAGCACCCAAGCCAUGAGAAUCCUGAAGGAAACCGAUUUCCUCAAGUGUGCUCACUGCCUAGCCUCUCGGCCUUCUGACCCAUUUGCUCGCUUCUGUCAGGAAUGUGGCGCUCCUGUCCCACCAGUGCCUGGACGGCGUCUGCCACCUCCCGAGGGAGCUCAGAUGGGUUUGUGUGUGGAGUGCAGGAGUAUGGUCCCAAUGAACACACCUUCCUGCAUUGUGUGUGAAGCACCCCUGUCUGCACAAAUGCAACCACAAGCCAGUAUCAAUUUAAAGGACAAAGCAAUUUGCCGAUUUUGUGGAACUGGAAAUCCUAUCAAUCUAAAGCACUGUGUGACAUGUGAGGCUAAACUACCAGUCACUCAAACGCCUAUAUACAGUGGGGAGUCUGCACCGCCUUUACCAAACCAGCAGGGGAAGAUGCAGUCUUGUUCCAAGUGUGGCCGCGUGAAUCUUUGUGAUGCCCGGUUUUGUGAUUGGUGUGGAGCAAAGCCUGGCCUCUCUGUGCAUUAUCUUACUUGUUCGAAGUGCAGUGCUAGCAACCAUCCCUAUGCCCACUUCUGUUCCUCUUGUGGAGUUUAUCUAGAACCUCCAGCAAGAUAUUCAUCCCAGAACGGCAGGGUGCUAAGCAGCAGAGAGCUCAUAGCAUCAUUUACUGGGGAGGGGGGAAAUCAUACGUCCUGGCAACCCAUCACUCUCUCAUUGCCAAAGGGAAGGCUUGAAUCUGAAAACAUUGACAAAGGGACCCAGACAGUCGGAUUAUUUUACCCUUCUAGCAAACUAAUAGAAAAAAAGGAAAUUGAAUUGUUAUCAGAGAAAGAAAAAAAGGAGAAGAUGAGUGAUAGGAAGCCACUGGUGACAGCCAUUAGUCCUGGCAGAGGGUAUUGGAGACAGCAACUGGACCAUAUCUGUGCUCACCUUCGCUGCUACACACAGAAUAACUCUGAAUUUAAGGCUUUGAUCGGACAGCCCCGGAUGGGAAGGAUUAUUUCAGCUACCAUGCAUGAAGAUGGUUAUGAAGUCAGUCUGAGGUUGAAUUAUGUUUUGGUAACGGAUAAGAAUGUCCUUACUGGAAAGCCGAUGAAGUUCUCUGGAAAUCACUUCCUGAGUUCAGUCACAGAAGGGAGAGAUGAAGACACCCAAUCUAGCAUUGCAAGUGAGGAUGGUCAAAGUGCCAGAAGCAGCAAUGGAAAAUCAAAACGCACAAAGAAAAAAAACAGAAAGCCGUUGCAGAAAGAGGACAGACUUUCCCCUGAAGAUCGAAAGCUCCUCAAGGAAGUUGGCCCAAAGGGAGAAGGGGACAUUUCAAAUGUGGAAGAGCUCUUAGAUGAGGGUGCUGAUCCUAAUUGUACCAAUAAUGAGGAUCGUCCUGUGCUGACAGUGGCAGUCCUCAACGAUCAUCACAAAGUAAUACCGGUCCUUGUACAGAAAGGGGCUGACAUUGACCAGCAAUCUGGGCCACACAACAAUACAGCCCUACAUGAGUCGGUCAUGCUUGGUUUGGUUGGGAAGAGAUGUACAGAGGUUCUACUGGGGUGCAAUGCAAGUAUAAAAAAGAAAAAUGACAAAGGUCUGACUGCGCACGACCUGGCUCUGAAAUCUGGAAAUGAUGAAAUUUCUUCUCUGUUCGCAUCCAAACUCGGACAAGGCAUGUUGGACAAGCUAAUCAAGCCAAAGGGCAUCAGCCUAGAUGUCUUUUAAUACAGAGCCAUUACUUAACAAUGCUUAAUAUGCGUGGGGUAUGACAAUUAAAUGAGCCUUUAAUUGAAAAGGAGUAUGGGCUAAGCAUUUUUGUGAUUUUUUUUUUUUUUUCUCUCUGUCACUUGAAUCAAAAAGUAUAGCUAACAUUAGCCACUGUAUAGAAAUCUUUAUUUGGCAGUUCUCCGGGUAAAUGACACUCCAGAUCGUAGGGUUUUUAAUACCAUUUUGUGGUCAAGAUGCAGAAUGCCAGGGUUGUGUAUGGGAACUUUCUCCAUUAUUUGCAUUGCAUGUCAUGAAUAAGAUUAUCUGAGUGAGAGCAGUAU
Pelobates fuscus (common spadefoot toad) is the source of this 2820-nucleotide messenger RNA. RefSeq names its product double zinc ribbon and ankyrin repeat domains 1 (gene DZANK1). NCBI's taxonomy places the organism in Eukaryota, Metazoa, Chordata, Amphibia, Anura, Pelobatidae. Gene Ontology annotation, biological process: eye photoreceptor cell development. The transcript is spliced from 21 exons. Bases 152 to 2497 code for a protein of 781 amino acids. The record is from RefSeq and is a predicted model, not a curated record. Gene Ontology annotation, molecular function: protein binding.